Molecule: messenger RNA, 2286 nt
Organism: Rotaria sp. Silwood1
Lineage: Eukaryota; Metazoa; Rotifera; Eurotatoria; Philodinida; Philodinidae
Source: the annotation of a GenBank genome assembly
AUGCAAACAACAUCGCAAAAUCUAUCGCCGGUCAACGCAACAGCUUAUGUGCCAACGAGUUCUCCGGGCAAUACAGCCUAUGAUGCUCUCAUCCAACUAGUUGAUACGUCUGAUGUACUGAGUCAAGUUGAACUAUUUCGUCUUUUGUUUGAACGGCGAUCGCCUGUUCCAAUACUCACCCCAACACGAUCUAAUCCUCCUUUCUUUUACUAUGCAAAACCUUUAACAUUCGCAAGUGUCAAGUUGAGUACGGAAAAUUAUUGUAAUUUAGGCUCAAAUACAACACUCUAUCGGAUCGCUAUUAUUUCAAUGCGACGUGCUGGCCAAAGUGAAAGCGUUGAAUUUUUGAAGCAAGUUUUUGCGUGUAAUUCUCUUGCACCAUCAUCCAGUGAAUUUCUUAAAUGUUUACCAGAAAACAGUUGCAUUGCUGAGAUGGGCGUUGGGUUUUGUCCAAAAAUGGAGCACGAAGGAGGCGACAAUCAAUCUAUAUUUUCUUAUAAUGAAGUUCUUGUCUUACAUGUUAUUGGCAAUUAUAUUUCUAUAUUUUCGUAUAUUCAUGAUUUUGCUGAUCUUAUAAUUGUCGAAAGUCAUUCGAGCAGCUCUAAUGAGUACAAUCCACCUAUUCCAGUGAAAGACUCUCAGAAAGUAAUCAUUUGGAAAAGUGCUAGUAGCGCACGUGAACCAUAUGUUUCUCCUAAACGUUAUAUUUGCCUAAAAAGCACUAUUGCUCAAGCUCGUUCUCACAUUCAUGCCAUUAUCGACGAUCUCACAAAUCAAACAGGUAGCAUGAAUCGAAUUAGUGUGCAAGAUAUUAAACAUUCUACUCUAUAUGAAAUCGAUAGUAUCAAUUGGAUUAAUGUUGAAAAUGAAAGUAGUGGAAAAUCAACUCUUCUCAAUUUAAUGUUUGGUACUCGUUUACGAGCAAGUGCUGGCAUGUGCACUAGAGGAGUUAACAUUCAAUUGUUAAAAGCUGAAGAUCGUUCUGAAUACGACUAUGUUCUUAUUCUUGAUAGCGAAGGAGUACGAGCGCCUGAGUUCAGUGGUUUGGAAGGCGCCACCUGGCGUGACAAUCGUUUAGCGACGUUUAGUAUUCUACCUGCUGAUGCUACAAUUAUAAUGAUUAAUAAUGAAGAAGAUACUGCUGCUCGAGAAGUUUUGCCCAUUGUCAUGCUUGCUUAUCAACAAAGUGAAUUGGCCGCCAAAUCAACAAAUCAAUUGAAAACAAAAUUAUUUUUCGUCUACACACGUAUUGACACGAAUGAGAAGAGUAAACUAACGGGCAUCGCCCAGUCUCUUUCGUUGGAACUAAGAAAAGCGGCCGCAGAUCUCGAGCAUGAUCAACAUCAUGGCACAAAAGAGUCGAACAAUGACGAACAAAAUUUAGCUUCUGAAUUGUUACAUGAUUUUCAGACGACAGACAUUCAAUUUCUUGGAAAGCUAAAAGUGCGUGAUAAGCCACCUGAAGAUAUACCAGAAUUUGAUUAUGGACACGAUAUUGUCAAAUUGAAUGCCUAUAUAUAUUAUCGCCUUACAAAAUCAUCUCCCCGUUGGCAAGCCCGUGAAUUGUCCAAGAAAGCACAUCAACUUGUAUAUGCUCAACUUGUCAUUCAACUAAGCACAAUUCAAAAUGAAUGGGAGAAAGUUCACUCGAUUGCUGUUCGUUUGGAUGCUGCACGUGCUGAUAUGUGGAAUUAUUACAAGAAAACUGUUCAAGGUAUUCAUGAAAGUAUACCUGCAACGUUGCCAUAUGAUUAUCUUCGUCCAGAAAAUAUCAACUCCCUAAUAAAGUUGAUUCGUGAUGAACUCGUCAAUCGACACGCACGUGGUGGAGUUACGCUACGAUGUUCUGAACCGUGUCCUUUAUGUGGCUCUCCUUGUCGAGCAGCAGCUGGUCAUACAACGGAUCCAUCUGAGGAUAAACAGCGUCAUGAUUGUGACCAUCAACCAAGUGGUCUUUUCGGAACCUAUGAUUAUAAUACGAGACAACUUGUUUCAGACUCUUGCUCUACUAAUAUUCUUGGAAACUACACCUUUCCAUUUACUAGUAUACGCGAUCAGCGGCCAUAUUCCCAAUUUGGAAUUUGUUUUCCGACAUGGAAACAGCCACCUCCGUUAACAACAAAUGCAAAUGAAGUUGGCCAAUAUAUCUUUUAUCAUUAUCAAAACGAGCUAGCUCAAUAUCAUAAAUGUGAACCUUGUACUAAUGUUCCGUCAUCAUUUAAUCGAUCUUUAGACGAACUGGAACAGAAGCAAAAGAAUGUUAUCGUUGGCAUAACAUCUGAAUGA